AUGGUCGAGUCCGCUGCCAUUCGUGAUAUCUCGGACGCCUCCGUCUUCACCGACUACGCCGUCCCCAAGAUGUACCUGAAGCUGCAGUACUGCGUCUCCUGCGCUAUCCACGGCAAGAUUGUUCGUGUCCGCUCCCGGGAAGGUCGUCGCAACCGUGCUCCCCCUCCUCGUAUCAGGUACAACAAGGAUGGCAAGAAGCUGAACCCCCCUCAGGCCGCCAAGGCUAUGUAAGGAAGGAAUGACAACGAUUUCAAAAGAGAUAAAAGAAAAAUGGAAUUAGUUUAGGGGCCUUAACUGUUGCUUCUUAUUAUUUUUCUUUAUGUUGUCUGAAAAAAAAACCAGAACUUCUUUACUACUUUAUGCGGAAUUCUUAAAUGGAAAUGAACGGGUUUCAGUUUCGGGGUUGAAAUGAAUAUGCGCGGAGUCGUGUGUGAAAGAUGAAAUUCUAUACCAAUUUUUAAAACGAACAACGAAAUUUUCUAAGCAACUUAUCUUGGUUAAGUAAAGUAUCAAGAGUGACAUUCAUCCGAUGGAUACUGUAUGGAGGGUUGGUGUCGAGCUGGUAAUCGGAUAUUGAUGUACAUCAUUGAUCUGUUAUCAGAAUUUCAGGCAAGUUCAUACUGCUUCAGCCCUUAGUAGUGUUCACCUAGUAAGUAGUGCGACGUAAUAUG
Molecule: messenger RNA, 671 nt
Organism: Aspergillus welwitschiae
Lineage: Eukaryota; Fungi; Ascomycota; Eurotiomycetes; Eurotiales; Aspergillaceae
Product: 40S ribosomal protein eS26
Exons: 3
Coding region: 1-231 (76 amino acids)
Biological process (GO): translation
Cellular component (GO): ribosome; cytosolic small ribosomal subunit
Molecular function (GO): structural constituent of ribosome; mRNA binding
Source: RefSeq, a predicted model, not a curated record